Ochotona princeps (American pika) is the source of this 5736-nucleotide messenger RNA. It is a transcript of the gene BAZ1A, whose product is annotated as bromodomain adjacent to zinc finger domain 1A. Bases 294 to 4967 code for a protein of 1557 amino acids. The record is from RefSeq and is a predicted model, not a curated record. NCBI's taxonomy places the organism in Eukaryota, Metazoa, Chordata, Mammalia, Lagomorpha, Ochotonidae. Gene Ontology annotation, molecular function: protein binding. The transcript is spliced from 26 exons. Gene Ontology annotation, biological process: chromatin remodeling.
ACCGCCCGCCGCCGCGGCUGGGCGUGCGGCCCCCAUUGUGAGCCGGCGGCGGGGCGCGCUGCAGGGGCCCGAGGAGGCAGGAUCGAGAACCCGGCUCCGGUGGCAGUCGGGGGAGCGUCAGUCACACAAAAGACAGCAGCCGAGUCUGCCCCCCGGCGCGCGGAACUGGCCCACGCCGCCGCCGAGCGCUCCCCCCCCCACCUUACCGGUUUUCCUUUCCCUCCAAUUUUGAUAGGGAAGCCGGGCCGACGCGGGCGGCCGAGGUUCGGGGCGAGCCCGCGGGCGGACGGGAGAUGCCGCUGCUACACCGAAAGCCGUUUGUGAGACAGAAGCCGCCCGCGGACCUGCGGCCCGACGAGGAAGUUUUCUACUGUAAAGUCACCAACGAGAUCUUCCGUCACUACGAUGACUUCUUUGAACGAACCAUCCUGUGCAACAGCCUUGUGUGGAGUUGUGCUGUGACGGGUAGACCUGGACUGACAUACCAGGAAGCACUUGAGUCAGAAAAGAAAGCAAGACAGAAUCUUCAGAGUUUUCCAGAACCACUAAUUAUUCCAGUGCUAUGCUUGGCCAGCUUUACCUGUCGUUCACGCUUACAUGAAGUCUGCGAUGACAUUUUUGCAUAUAUCAAAGACCGAUAUUUUGUUGAAGAAACUGUGGAAGUCAUUAGGAGCAAUGGUGCAAGGUUACAGUGUAGAAUUGUGGAAGUCCUCCCUCCAUCACAUCAGAAUGGUUUUGCCAAUGGACAUAUUACCAGUGUAGAUGGAGAUACCAUUGUCAUCAGCGAUAGUGAUGAUUCCGAAUCACAAAGCUGUUCUUUUCAAAACAGGAAAAAAAAAGGUGCAAUUGAUCCUUUAUUAUUGAAGUAUAAGGUGCAACCCACUAAAAAGGAAUUAUACGAAUCUGCUAUUGUUAAGGCAACACAAAUCAGCCGGAGGAAACACCUAUUUUCUCGUGAUAAACUAAAGCUUUUUCUGAAGCAACACUGUGAAUCACAAGAUGGAAUCAUUAAAGUUAAGGUAUCAUCUGUUUUGACAUAUAAAAUUACAGAACGAGAUCUUUCUUAUUUAUUUCCUGAUGAUCUGUCCACGUUUAUCUUCAGUCCAGCCAACAGGAGAAGAGGAAGGCCUCCCAAAAGAUUGUCUGUUAGUCAGGAGGAUUGUGUUAAUCAGCAGAAUAUUGUAGGUUUUAGAAACAAAGCUACUAAGGAAAGAGACAAGCUUCUGAGACAAGAAGAAAUGAAGUCACUGGCUUUUGAAAGGGCCAAAUUAAAAAGGGAAAAAGCUGAUGCCCUACAAGCCAAGAAAAAAGAAAAGGAAGAUAAAGAGAAAAAGAGAGAAGAAUUGAAGAAAAUUGUUGAAGAAGAGAGACUAAAGAAAAAAGAAGAAAAAGAGAGGCUUAAAGUAGAAAGAGAAAAGGAAAGAGAGAAAUUACGUGAAGAAAAGCGAAAAUAUAUGGAAUACUUGAAACAGUGGAGUAAACCUAGGGAAGACAUGGAAUGUGAUGAUCUUAAGGAACUUCCAGAACCAACUCCGGUGAAAACUAGACUACCUCCUGAAAUUUUUGGUGAUGCUCUGAUGGUUUUGGAGUUCCUUAAUGCUUUUGGAGAACUUUUUGAUCUUCAGGAUGAAUUUCCUGAGGGAGUAACCCUAGAAGUGUUAGAGGAAGCUCUUGUAGGAAAUGACAGUGAAGGCCCACUAUGUGAAUUGCUUUUUUUCUUCCUGACUGCAAUCUUCCAGGCAAUAGCUGAAGAAGAAGAGGAAGUAGCCAAAGAGCAAAUAGCUGAUGCUGACACCAAAGAUUUAACAGAGGCUUUGGAUGAAGAUGCAGACCCCACAAAAUCUGCACUGUCUGCAGUUGCAUCUUUGGCAGCUGCAUGGCCACAGUUACACCAGGGUUGCAGUUUGAAAAGCUUGGAUCUUGACAGCUGCACUCUCUCUGAAAUCCUCAGACUGCACAUUCUAGCUUCAGGUGCUGAUGUCACAUCAGCAAACGCCAAGUACAGAUACCAGAAACGAGGAGGGUUUGACGCUACAGAUGAUGCUUGCAUGGAGCUCCGCUUGAGCAAUCCCAGUCUGCUAAAGAAGCUGUCAAGUACUUCCGUGUAUGAUUUGACUCCAGGAGAAAAAAUGAAGAUACUCCAUGCUCUCUGUGGGAAGCUACUGACCCUAGUUUCUACUAGGGAUUUCAUUGAGGAUUACGUUGAUGUAUUACGACAGGCAAAGCAGGAGUUCCGGGAGCUAAAAGCCGAACAGCAUCGAAAAGAGAGGGAAGAAGCAGCUGCUAGAAUCCGUAAAAAGAAAGAAGAAAAGCUUAAGGAACAAGAACAAAAAAUGAAAGAGAAGCAAGAAAAGCUGAAAGAAGAUGAGCAAAGAAAUUCGACUGCAGAUGUAUCCAUAGGGGAGGAAGAAAGGGAAGAUUUUGAUACUAGCACUGAGAGCAAAGAAGCUGAGCAAAAGGAACUGGACCAAGAUACAGUCACUGAAGAUGAAGAUGACCCUGGAGCACUUAAAAGGGGAAGAAGAGGGAAAAGAUACCCAACUGGAUUUAAAGACCUUAGAAGGCAAGAAGAUAUCAAUUGUGGAACAAGAGAGCCCCUUAAUAUUGAUGAGGAAGAAGCUUUAAAGCAAGAACACCAACGAAAAGAGAAGGAGCUCUUAGAAAAAAUCCAAAGUGCCAUAGCAUGUACCAAUAUCUUCCCCUUGGGCCGUGACCGCAUGUACCGACGGUACUGGAUUUUCCCUUCCAUUCCUGGAUUGUUUAUUGAGGAGGAUUACUCUGGUCUUACUGAAGACAUGCUGCUGCCUAGACCUUCAACUUUUCAGAAAAACAUGCAGGCUCAAGAUCCUCAGGUGUCCAUCAAAACCGAAGAAUCCUUGAUAUCUGAGCCUACCUCCAGCAUGGACCAAGGUCUGUGUGAUGACUCUGUGCAGCUGUCUAAACCUGUGCACAAGCCAAACCGGUGGUGCUUUUACAGUUCAUGUGAACAGCUGGAUCAGCUUAUUGAAGCCCUUAAUUCCAGAGGAUACAGAGAAAGUGCCUUAAAAGAAACGUUGUUGCAAGAAAAAAGCAGAAUAUGUGCACAGCUAGCUCAUUUUUCUGAAGAGAAAUUUCAUUUUUCAGUUUCAGAAAAGCCUCAAACUGACAGCAAGCCUGUAUGUACUAGAGGCAGAUCUUCCAGUGCGUGUGAUUCAUCUCAGAUGUCUGCAGAAAAGCAACUUGAACUGAGACUGAGAGAUUUUCUUUUGGAUAUUGAAGACAGAAUCUACCAGGGAACAUUAGGAGCAAUCAAGGUUGCAGAUCGACACAUCUGGAGGUCAGCCUUAGAAAGUGGGCGAUAUGAGCUGCUGAGUGAGGAAACCAAGGAAAAUGGGAUCAUUAAAGCUGUGAAUGAAAGUGUGGAAGAAAUGGAAAUUGAUGAACAAGCAAAGGUCAUAGUAAAAGACAGACUUUUGGGUGUGAAAACAGAAACUCCAAGUACUGCCUCAACUACCACAAGUACACCACAGCCAGUGAGCAAGGUGGUUCAUCAUCUGGCAGGGGCGCUCUUUCAGAUAGAACAGGGCAUUGAGCGGCGUUUUCUCAAAGCUCCACUAGAUGCCAGUGACAGUGGACGUUCUUACAAAACCGUUCUUGACCGUUGGAGAGAGUCUCUCCUUUCCUCUGCCAGCCUCUCCCAAGUCUUCCUGCACCUGUCCACCUUGGAUCGCAGUGUGAUAUGGUCAAAGUCGAUACUGAAUGCUCGUUGCAAGAUAUGCCGGAAGAAAGGGGAUGCUGAGAACAUGGUGCUUUGCGAUGGCUGUGACCGGGGUCAUCACACCUACUGCGUUCGACCAAAGCUCAAGACCGUGCCUGAAGGAGAUUGGUUUUGUCCAGAAUGUCGACCAAAGCAGCGUUCUAGAAGACUCUCCUCUAGACAGAGACCAUCCUUGGAAAGUGAUGAAGAAAUGGAAGACAGUCUGGAAGGUGAGGAUGAUGACGUUGAUGGUGAUGAUGAAGAGGGUCAAAGUGAGGAGGAAGAAUAUGAGGUAGAAGAAGCUGAAGAUGACUCUCAAGAAGAGGAAGCAGUGAGCCCACCAAAACGAGGACGACCACAAGUGAGAUUGCCAGUUAAAACAAGAGGGAGAUUUAACUCUUCUUUCUCAAGUCGUGGCCAACAACAGGAUCCGGGAAGAUACCCUUCAAGGAGUCUGCAGAGCACACCCAAAGCAGCUGUUUAUUCCAGAACUCCUGGUAGAAACCUAAGGAAGAUAAAAUCUGCUCCUCCCACAGAAACAAAGUCUUUAAGAAUUGCCAGUCGUUCUACUCGCAACAGUCCUGGGCUGCUGCAGACAGACGUUUUUGUGGAACUGCUGAGCCCUCGAAGAAAACGCCGAGACAGGACAAGUGCUAAUGAUUCAGGAAAUAGUCCCGACAUCCCUAACUUAAGAGUCAUUGCCACAAAAUCAAGUGGGCAAUCAAGAACUUUUGAUUCUGCUUCAAAGCUCUCUCUCCAAGACAGUGAAUCCAAGAGACGGGGCAGGAAAAGACAGUCUACAGAGUCAUCUCCUGUGACACUGAGCCGAAGGAGUUCUGGCAGACAGGGAGGAGUUCAUGAACUGUCUGCUUUUGAACAGCUUGUUGUGGAGUUGGUACGGCAUGAUGACAGCUGGCCGUUUCUGAAACUUGUUUCUAAAAUCCAGGUCCCAGAUUACUAUGAUAUCAUUAAAAAGCCCAUUGCCUUAAAUAUAAUUCGUGAAAAAGUGAAUAAAUGUGAAUAUAAGCUAGCGUCUGAGUUUAUUGAUGACAUUGAGUUAAUGUUUUCCAACUGCUUUGAGUAUAACCCUCGUAACACAAGUGAGGCCAAAGCUGGAAGUAGGCUUCAAGCAUUUUUCCACAUUCAGGCGCAAAAGCUUGGACUCCAUGUCACGCCCAAUAACGUGGACCAAGUUAGUACACCACCGGCUGCCAAAAAGUCACGAAUCUAAUUCUGUCCUUCUAAAGGAUAUAUUGAGGAAAAAGAAAUCGUUCAUGAAAAAGGAACAUUAAAUCAUGCUUUAAAGCAGACGUAUCUAUAAAGCAAUAACAACAGAUUGACCAAGUUGAAGUGUGGCCUGCACUAUAUUCUCAAUUUUAUAUUAAGCACUCAGGAGAAUGUAGGAAAGAUUUCUUUGCUACAGUUUUGUUCAGUAUCUAAUAAGUUUGAUAGCUGUAUUGGAUACAGUACUGGUUUACAGAGGGAUUUGUACAUUUAGAGAUCAUUCAUGUGUCCAUUUUUUUUAACCUGUGAUUUAUUUUGUUGUUUGAUUUUUUUAUAAUUCAUGGUGUUAAGGGAGAUACAUUUGAACAGAUAAAUCUCCUGUGGCAUGAUAUAGAAAAAUGGAUUUAUGUCUUAAGAAUUGUUGGGUGAGCGCUUUCUUUCAACACUACACAUGAAUGGAUCCAAUGUUAUAUCUUUGAAGUGCUGUACCAGUACUGGCCGGAGGUAUUAAGUCUGAGUUUAUUAACUAGAUAUUUAUUUAGCAUUCAAGAUAAUUUGUGAAUUUGUUUUGUAUUUAUAAAAUUUAUACCUGGAAACUGUUCUUUAAUUUUUUAAACAUUUUGCUGUGGUUUUAUUUCUCUUACUUCCUUAAUGAUCAAUCAAAACAGGUAACACCCUCCCCUGUCCCUGACAGUUCUUUUGGUUUUACAGAGCUGUUCCAAGUUGCUUUGUACAACUUUUUAAGUGUACAAAUAAAAUGAUACUUUUUUCAAGUA